This is a messenger RNA of Mus pahari (shrew mouse), 2419 nucleotides long. RefSeq names its product stomatin like 1 (gene Stoml1). The transcript is spliced from 7 exons. Gene Ontology annotation, cellular component: plasma membrane. Lineage: Eukaryota; Metazoa; Chordata; Mammalia; Rodentia; Muridae. The record is from RefSeq and is a predicted model, not a curated record. The coding region runs from base 738 to 1676 and encodes 312 amino acids.
GCCGGGCGGCGUGGGGCCGGGGGCCGUUCUUCAGGCUUCAGAACCUCAGAAUCCUUGACUUGAGCCUCAUCUUCCCAGCCCUUCCCUCCAAACGGCUUGAAUUGAAGUGAUAUAUAUAUAUAUAUAAAGACUAGAAAGGUAGGGACACUUUAGUCCCACUGUGACUGUUACUCAUGAGUGUUAGUUUUAUCCUUAGUAGCUGAGGCCUUUUCUCUGUAAUGACCCCUUGAAAGCAUACUUGUGGGGCAGCCGAUAGAAUGUGUUAACACCAGCAGUGUCCGCUCCACCCCGCAUGAGUGCUCUAGUCCAGGUUUGGGUGGGCGGUACACAUUAGGCAAGGGCUUGUUGGUUCGUGCUAUGUCCAGCAAUGAGAAAUCGAAUAGAUCGUGUUCUCAGAUUCGAUGGCUCUCACCUAGGAAAGAAAAGUCUUGUGUAGGGUGUCGUACGGGUUAGUUAUGAUGGAGGCCCCUAACUCGCUAUGGGGAGCCUCUGGGGCAGAACACAGGCAAAACAUACACAUGGCCCACUGUACUCUGGGACACUGUGCCUGAAGUUGUCCUGCCAGGCCCAGCUGGUGUUCUGUGGUUGCUUCUGCUCUUUUGUCCCCAGACACGCCGGAAAGCUGGCCCUCCUGUCUCUGCCAUGGCCUCGUCAGUGUCCUGGGGUUCUUGCUGCUGUUGCUCACCUUCCCCAUUUCCGGCUGGUUUGCUCUGAAGAUUGUGCCCACCUAUGAGAGGAUGAUUGUGUUUCGACUGGGCCGGAUCCGUAACCCCCAGGGGCCUGGCAUGGUUCUUCUCCUGCCCUUUAUUGACUCCUUCCAGAGGGUGGAUCUGAGAACCCGAGCCUUCAACGUUCCUCCUUGCAAGCUGGCCUCUAAGGAUGGGGCCGUGCUGUCCGUGGGAGCUGAUGUCCAGUUCCGCAUCUGGGACCCAGUGCUAUCCGUGAUGGCUGUGAAGGACCUGAACACAGCCACUCGCAUGACAGCCCACAACGCCAUGACCAAGGCCCUACUCAGAAGGCCACUGCAGGAGAUCCAGAUGGAGAAGCUCAAGAUCGGUGACCAGCUCCUGCUGGAGAUCAAUGACGUGACCAGAGCUUGGGGACUGGAGGUCGACCGUGUAGAGCUGGCAGUAGAGGCUGUGCUGCAGCCACCGCAAGACAGCCUGGCUGUGCCCAGCCUGGACAGCACCCUCCAACAGCUGGCCCUCCACUUGCUAGGGGGAAGUAUGAACUCAGCGGUCGGACGUGUUCCGUCCCCAGGGCCAGACACCUUGGAAAUGAUAAAUGAAGUAGAACCUCCUGCCUCUCUUGCUGGGGCUGGGACUGAGCCCAGACCGAAGCAGCCCGUGGCUGAGGGGCUCCUCACUGCCCUGCAGCCCUUCCUGUCAGAGGCACUGGUCAGCCAGGUUGGGGCCUGCUACCAGUUCAACGUCAUCUUGUCCAGUGGCACCCAGAGUAUCUACUUCCUGGACCUUACUACAGGACAAGGCCGAGUGGGACAUGGAGAGCCUGAUGGCAUCCCUGACGUGGUGGUGGAGAUGGCCGAAGCAGACCUGCAGGCCUUGUUGAGCAAGGAACUUCGGCCCUUGGGGGCCUACAUGAGUGGGCGGCUGAGGGUGAAGGGUGACCUGGCCGUGGUCAUGAAGCUGGAGGCUGUCCUCAAGGCCUUGAAGUAACCGUGUUGGUUGUCCAUCAGACACCUAGCCCUGAACCUGGGGCCAAGGCAGAGAAGCCUCUUGGAAUAGGAGGCGUUGGUUUGGGCCAUGGAAAGCUGAGACCUGAAAAUGUUUCAGGCCCAACAAGGAGCCCGGGAGGCUGGGCGAUAUCUAUGGCUGGUCACAACUGAGUCAGGUGUACUGCAACUUAGCCUGUGGUAGUUCUCUGGACAGGCCUUUGCACAUUCAGUCCCCAACAAAUGCUUAGUCCUGAGUCGGUACCCAGAGUGAAGACAGAGAGCCUUCACUCUGAUAACCUGAGACCCAGCUGAUAACCUGACCGGGGAGACAAGAAGCACAGAAGCAGCCUGAAUGGCAGCCUGAGACCCAGCUGAUAACCUGACCGGGGAGACAAGAAGCACAGAAGCAGCCUGAAUGGCAGCCAUGUGAAGGAUCAAAGCACAUGGAUCAUGGCUCUGACAUUCAGGGAGAUCAGAGGGAAGGGAAUCAAGAAAAGGGCUACCACAGUGGUUCCAGGCGGCCCUGCCUUCCUAUUGGCAAGCCAGAGCAGGCUAGGUGGGUAGGGCAUGCGAUAGAACAAUUUGCUUUUCUUAUGGUCUGCUCCUGAAGACACCAGGUCUUAUCCUCCUGCUCCAUCCUGCAUGUUUGAGGAGCUGGGCUCAGGGCAGCAUGUGGGGGAGCCCUGCUGUUCUGUUCUUAUAAAGGCUUGGAGCCUCCAACAAAUAAAUGUGGCAUUUACAGUG